GUUUCUGUUGAGGUCCCAAACGGCUCCCAUCUCACGAAAUUCACCCAGUAGCCGUUGACGGCUCUUUAGGUGACGGAUUGAGUCCAGAAUCAACUAUUUUCUUUUCCCGUUUUCAUUUAUUUUUUUUAGGGGGAAAAAGGAACAAGAAAGAGGUUAGAACGCUACAGCGUAGCAGCGAAGCUAAGCUUAUUCUGCGAUACAACCUCGAGACAAGUCGGGACAAGACCAGGUCAGUGGAUGGACGUUGCAAAACGCCAUUAGUGCUUCGGUGACAUUAAGUUGGACCAGAGUAUGUCCUUGUUACCCCUGAAGUCUCAGGGCUCACCAUACUCAAUGAGCGGACAGCGCAAUGUCAGAGCGCUCUGGGCAAACUGCAAAGGGGAAGGAAGGCAAAACCAAGUAUGCGUCUCUCAACUUGUUUGAUACAUACAAAGGAAAGAGCCUUGAAACACAAAAGCCUGUUGUUCCUCCCCGCCAUGGCCUGCAGUCUCUUGGUAAAGUUGCCUCCGCGCGGCGUAUGCCACCACCUGCCAACCUGCCCAGUCUGAAGGCAGAGAACAAAGGCAACGAUCCCAACGUCUCGCUCGUUCCCAAAGACGGCACAGGAUGGGCAAGCAAACAGGAACCAGCAGACCCAAAGAGUACCGAUGCAUUAUCAGCACCGCAGCCGGAAUCGCCGCAGCCUGUGCCUUCACAGAUACCUGCACUGACCCGCCCGAGAACCCCAACAGCUUCAGAGGCUCUGGCCCCACCUUCAACACAGGCCGUAGGGGCAAGGUCUUGGGCACAGGGCAGCGUUACACAUGGAACACAAGGGGAUGGUGGAAAGGGAUCAAACCUACCAUCGCCAUUCUCUCGCGAGGAAUUUCCUACCCUGCAGACGGCUGGCGACCAGGACAAAGCUGGCAGAGAACAGGCCACUGCAGAUCAGUGGUAUGGGCCCGGACCAAGCCUCCGCCCCCAGAACGUCACAAGUUGGCGGGAUGGUGGGGGCCGAGCCUUGGCACCCACCCUGCCUGGGGAGGGGGCAGCAGAGGAGGGCACAGGUGGAGUUCUGGUGAUGGAUGGGGCAGCUGGGGUCCCCCCUCCAAACUCCCAGAUCCAAGGGCCACCUAGAAACCCCCCUGCAGGCAGCCCUGCCUUGCCCCUGCCCCAGCCCCCUGUGGGGCCUGGGUUUCCUCCAUAUCGAGGGAUAAUGCCACCCUUUAUGUAUCCCCCCUAUCUCCCGUUCCCAGGCCCCUAUGGCCCCCAGGGGCCGUACAGGUACCCGCCACCUGGGGAAGGGCCAGCUCCGAGGUUCUCACGUGGACAGAGUGGUCCUGACAACAGGCCACAGGGCAGCCCACGUGACUCAGGGGAAGUGGUAAAACGUCCCUCCAUCCUAAAGCAGGAUGACCUGAAGGAGCUGGAUGAGCUGGAUCAUGAUGGAGAUGAUGGCUGGGCAGGGGCUCAUGAGGAGAUUGAUUACUCCGCCAAGUUAAAGUUCAGUGAUGAUGAAGCAGAGGAAGAGGGAGAUGAAGACAAAAAGGACAGCAAGAAUGACUCACGGUAUGUGGACAAUGAGCAGCAGAGGUCCCAGGAAGCUCCCACUGCAAACUCUCACUCUCGAGCCUCAGACAGUGGCGUAGAAAGUCGUCACACACCUCCCCUGAAUGCUGACGGCAUCCCCCAGCCCCCCUCCAGCAAGCCAGGAUGUGCCGAGGAGGGAAGCAGCAGCUGGGGAAACCAGGGAGCGCCAUCCAACUAUCAGGGGCGCAGGCCUGGAUUGGGUGGUCCCCGGGAGCAGCCCUCCCCCCCACCUGGGCCGCUCCUCAGACAAGGUCCCUACUCCUUUAAUCGACAGGACCGGCCACACAGCCAGGGUGCACCUGUUGGCCCGGUAAAACCUGCUCCUGCCCAGCCUCAGCCAGGAUCAGGGGGUCCUGCCACUUCCGCUCAGCCCAGCCUGCUGGUCCACGGGGCCCAGGGGGACGAUGAGGACGAGACUUGGCGUCAGCGCAGAAAACAGUCCUCCUCUGAGAUCUCUGCAGCUGUUGAACGAGCCCGCCGCCGGCGUGAGGAGGAAGAACGUAGGAUGGAGGAGGAGAGGCGGGCAGCAUGCGCCGAGAAGCUGAAGAGGCUGGAUGAGAAGCAGCAACAGCAGCAGGGCAGCAGCUCAGGAGCUGGUGGCAGAAGUAACACCCCUAACCUCGAAGGAAACUCUAUAGCUGCUACAGACGGUAGCCCCAGUCCGCCUGUUUCAGCGUCCUCCCCGAAUAUCAGCCAGCCAGCCUCUCCUUGUGUGGAUAUUGAAGAACCUCCAGUGCUAGCACCCCAGCCAGGAACUAUUAUUGGAGCGGGUGACCGUCAGCGAGCUAGCAGCAACAGCAGCUGCGACUCCAGUGUGGAUGUCCAACAGUGUCCCCAGCAGGCUGUGUCACAGUCACAGCAGUCCAUACUGGAUGUACCUCCAUCAGUGGAGAGUAAGGAAGAGGCCAUAGGCAGUCCUCACGUCCGUGCAGGAAGUGGAGGAGAAAGAGGUGUGGAGCCAGUGAAGAUUGAGAAUUCUGGUGGAGGAGCGGGUCGCCAAGCCAGUGGUCCUCCUGGCCAGGGUUACUCCAAGUACCAGAAAUCUCUACCGCCUCGCUUUCAAAGGCAGCAGCAGGAGCAGCUUCUGAAGCAGCAGCAGCAGUGGCAACAACAACAGCAACACAGCCAGGCAUCCCAAAGUCAGCUGUCCCCUCAGCCCCAAGCACCACAAGGUCCUUCACCAGGUUCAACCCCCCAGCCAGGCCCUGGGCCAAAGCAGGGAGGACCCCUGUAUCAGCCUGGCAGUAUGGUUCGACCUCCACCUCUGCCAAUGAGUUUUGAUCCACGCUGGAUGAUGAUGCCCUACAUGGACCCUCGCCUAAUGCAAGGUCGCCCUUCUCCCAUGGAAUACUAUUCAGCUGGCAUGCACCCAUCUGGGCUUAUUGGUCGUGAACGAACUGAUUCAGGCGGCUCUGGUUCAGAAUCUUUUGACCGACAGCAGCAACAUCCAGGCCACCCUCACCGUGGGACUCCCCCCAUGGAUCCUAAGCUGGCCUGGGGGCCGGAGGUGUUCCCUGGCGGAGCGGAGAACCGUGGGCUGACCUCUCCGUUGAGACAGAAGCAGCCACUGGAGGAGGAUGAUGUGGUGAAAAGGCCCAGAAGCGACACUCCUCCACAUCGUCUGCGAGAGGGUGGAUUGGGACCAAUUCAGCAGCCCAGCUCAUCAUCUGGGACCUCCAGUCAAACUCCUCCUCCUCCUGUUGGUGUGCAAGUUGGCAACCCGGGAGGCACACAUCACCCUCAUCAAUACAUUGGAGGGCGAGGCAACUACGGCAACUUCCCCGACCAGGGUGCAAGGAUGCCUCCCCACCCGCAACAGAGGCCAGGCGAAAGGGGUAACCAGCCCCACAACUUCCCCCAUCCGGAUGAUGGGCCUUCUCGAGGAUCUCAGCAGGUGCAGAUAUGGGGAGCCCCGCAUUCCCAUUAUGAUCGUAACGGGCGUGCAGACCUCCCCACCGUGGAGGGCAACUCUCAUCUUUCCCACCAUCACAGCCACCACCAUCAGCAGCCUCUUAACCACCAAAAACCAGAAAACAGUCGUGACAGGGUUGGUGAAGCUCCCGCAAAGAAGUCGGACUCUUCUCCACCUCUCCACCAACCAUCCCUGUCAUCCUCAUGCUCCUCUUCUUCCUCCUCCUCGGCCAGGGAGGAUGGGAAGGUGGCCCAGCAUCAUCCCCCACCUCUGAGGGAGGGUGAAGCUGGUGUUAAUCCUGGUGAAAGAGGCAGCAGUGGCAAUGCCAGCAACACUCACAUGAAACCAGACAAGUCAGGCCCCCCAUUUCUGCCCCAUUCUAGCCAAACUCCUCUUCAGCAUGGUGGUCAUAAUCAGACUCAGCAGCAUUCUCACCCUAAAUCAAACCAAAGAGGAGGACGUGAACAUAAAACAGAGACACAGUGGGGUCCACGUCCUGGAAGCAACAGUAUGGGUGGGGGAUCCACCCACGGCAGGAGGGGUAACAAUGCAGCAGGAGGAAGCAACUCUCGUGGAGGAGAGGACUCAUCCAGUACUCAAUCAGACCACAAACCCUCAAACCAGACAGGAGGCAGCAACCCCAAUAAGAGGGCUGGUCCAAUCAAGAAGCCCCUGCUGAAGGAAAUGAAGAGAGAAGGAGGAGGUUUUGAUGGAGGAGAAAAACAAGGAAAAGACAAAGAGCAAGAUGGUGGCCAACCCAACUCCAUGAAGCAGGAUUCCUCCUCCAUGUCCCAGAACACCUCAGUCGCAACAAAAGAGGAGCAGAACCAUACAGCUAAAGCCAGGAGUGGUGGAAAAGAACGGUCCUCUGGAGGUGGAGGGUCCGGCAGAGGGUCCAAAGAUUUAAACUCAUCAUCUUCUGGGUUUUCCUCCAAGAGGGACAGAGAACGCUCCUUUGAAAGAGGCGGUGGGCCCCACCCCCCUGGAGUGCCCACUAACGGGGGCAGACCUAGUCGGGGACGAGGCGGAGAGUUCUACCGCGGUGGCCGUGGUUACAGGGGUACCUACACUGCCAGUGCUGGACCAGCUAGUGCAGGUCGAGGUAGAAUGGGUGGUAGGAGUGGAAGAGACUACCGCUCAUCAGCUGGUGGAAGCCACCACCAAGAACCCAAGGGUGAUGGGUCUGGUGUUCGGCAUGGUCAGCAUCGGUCUCAGCAUAACCCAGCGAGAGCAAGAAACCGCAGCGAAACCCGAAGUGAGGGCUCAGAGUAUGAAGAAAUCCCCAAGAGGAGGAGAGAGCGAGGCUCAGAAACUGGCAGUGAGAGUGGGGGCAGUGACCUCGGUCACUCAGACAAAGAUGAUCACCAAAAACCCAACUCUAAGAACUGUUCAGAGAAUGUCAGUGCCACAGGAAACAUCUCUUCAGUGCUACCUAGAGUUUCUCAGGGCCGUGUCUUCACUCCCAGGGGAGUGCCCUCUAGGAGGGGCAGGGGUGGAGGAGGUGGAGGUGGAAACAUGUACAGGGGCACUGGCAACAUUGGAGGGCCAGCUGGGGGACACCGAGUCGGACCUGGCUCAAGCUCUUACAUUGGGUCUUCCAAGUCCACAGCUUCAGGCCGAAAACAGCAAGGUCCACCUCAGGCCUCUGGACCCAAAGAUCUGGGUCGAGGAGGGGGUGCAGGAGAAAAGAAGGACAAGGUAGCAGAUGGAGGUCAGAAUCUGGGGGCCAACCCCCCUCAACCAUCUUUGCCUGCCACAACUCCUCCUGCUGUGGGGUCCACUGAGAAUGGAGGAGUGAUCACCCAGCAAGUUUCAACCAAUCCUGUCACAAACUCGGGAGGCCCAAAUGCCCCCCCUCAUCCUGCUAACCAGGGCCACCCUCCGGGUGGGUUUGAGAGACCCCCAAGACGCCGUCGCCAUGGUCGUUCUCAACACCAGCAGGACAAGCCUCCCCGCUUCCGCAGACUGAAGGAGCGAGAGAAUGCUGCACGCAUCAACGGCGGAGUUGGGGUCAUUGGUGGAGGGAGACCAUCAUCUCCUUCCCUGAAUUCAGUUCAGGACAGUAACGGGGCUCCGGUGUCCGCUCCCAUUACAGGAAACACCCAGAACGCAAACCAUACCUCCACACUGUCGACCAACAACAACGGUGGUGGUGGGCAGCUUAAUAAUGCAAACAGCCACCACCAUCACCACUACAACCAGAGCAACGCUGGUCCAACCCACCCCCAACACCACCACAACCAUGGAGCCAAGUCUCCAGACUUCACCAAUCAGAACUCAGACCAGGCCAAUGAGGAGUGGGAAACUGCCUCUGAGAGCAGCGACUUCACAGAGUUCAGAGACAGGGAGGCAGGAGGAGCGAAGUCCUACGCCUCCCACCAUCACCACCACCCGGGAAGAGGAGGAGGUGGUGGGGGUGGGGGUGGUGGAGUUCUGGUUGAUCGAGACAUGACCGGUAAAGAGCCAUCGGCGAAUAAACGAAGCUUCUCAAGCCAGCGCCCUGGGAUGGAGCGACAGAACAGGAGGGUCAACACCGGAGGAGGCGGAGGGAGAGGUCCUCGCGGCCCCCCAGGCGGGGGCUCCGGUGCUCCUGCGAAUGGAGGGGGCAAUCGUGGGGAGAAACGUGGCAACUGGCCAUCACCGAAAAAUAGAAAGUGAUGGAGUAUUAAGAUGUUUUAUUAGAUGAACCCACCACCCUUUUAUCUUAAUCCCUUCUGAUUGCUAUUUCAUGGCUUAUCUAUUGACACCUCUAACACAUUAGUGGAUCGUGCUGUAUAUGGAGAUGGUGUUCAUAUUCACCUCAGCUGACACCUCUGUUCCCUUCACAUUAUCCUUCGUACCGUCCGUUGUUGUAAAGUUAUCUCUUUGUUUGGUCUUGCUCUUCUUUUGUUCAUGGACCCCCUUCUGUUUUUCUUUUUUACCCAACCUUCAACAAACGCCGUGGUUGGAUCUGUAAGCAUGUGGCUGCAUUAAUAAGGUUCACACAGGCUCCACACAUACUUGGCGAUUCAAGCACAGACACGGCAUCUUUAAGAACACGUGCAUGAUUAAAAUGUUUGCUCAGAUUGCCGGAACAUUUUUGGGUUGGGUUGAUUUUUAUUUUUAUAAGUACAUUUCCACCACACUCUGGCCUUGAGUGGGACUCAGGUAGUACAGGUCUGUGUUAGUUCCCGCACAGAGGCAAAAAAAUCAAAUUUUUAUUAACUUCACACCAUAAAAGAGUUUUCUGCCGUUUUUCCGUUUGUAUUUUUUUGUUGGAUUUUCAGUUGAGUUUCAGCCCAACAGAAACACAAUUCUGUAAAGUAAGUCCCUCUCAUUCCCCCUAAUUCCUCCAUGAAAUGUUUGUCUGGUUCCUCCUCGGUGCUCAGCUCCACCUGCAUUGAUUUGUCGUUAAUAUAAGUGUUUUUUUUGCUUGUUCAGAUAGACGUGUGAAUUUUAUUUUUGCUCUGAAUUGUUAACCUGCUCUGACAUUUCAUUAGUCAUUUGUUGCUCCUUUUUCUGUGUAGGAUUUCUUUUCCUGGCCUCAUCGUAGCAUAAUCCUUACCUGCAGAACUUCUGCAGACUGCAAAAAUCCCCAAUCCAUAUAGUUUGAUCAAAUUUGUUUACCCUGUGAGGACUGUAUUGAUAGCAUGGUGGCUUUAUUUUAACAACCAUUAUUCCUCAGUGACCAGCAUUUUUGUGGUGUUUUUCUCUCCUCUCCCUCAAAUUUAAAAACUUGAUUCUGGCGGGAGGGGAAAAAAAUACUCGGAUCUAAAUGCUGGUCAAGAUGUUUAAUGCGAAUGUUUAUCCUUCAGUAGAUAAUUGUAUAUGUUCUAAUAAGCACUCCUUGUAGUAUAGAAACUUUGUUUGUUUAAUUUUCCUUUUUCUUUUGUGGUAACGUGUUUCGGCGAUGUUACAGGACGGGUUUCGCUGUCCGGGCCCACAGAACGAAGCCAGUGUUGUAUUUUUGAAACCACCCCCUCGCCCCCCUCUGCUGUCAUGGGUGGCUCCAUGCAAAGAUCCCUCACACCUAGAAGGACUCUGUGAGAAACGCACGUGCAGACGGGACGGACCGUUAACAGAAUGCGGUGGCAAUUCAGGACAAUGCCAAACAUGGGAUGCGUGUCAUCUUGUGCAGUUCACACGGUCCCUUGGAUUUUUACUUGGUGGUGACCGGGAGUGACAUACGAUUACGCUCAUAAAAAGUAGUUUUUAUCACGCGUAAAGCAGCUUAUAACGGCAUCCAAAGUGAACUACAAUAAUUCCCUCGUUUGCAUCCAUUCUGUCACUGCUGUAAGUUGGGGCUCUGUUUGUGUACUGAAAAUAGUUUGAAGAUUGUGGGAUGUUGUGACUAGGGCAUUUGACGAAUUGUGUGUGUGUGUGUGAGUGGGCGUGCUUGUGUGGAUGUGUGUUUUCUGGUGUUAAUAACUCGGGGAAGGGAGGGCUGGGACCGGAGGGGUUAACACGAACGGCAAGCACUUUCUGCUUUGUUUGCCCCCCACUUUUGAUUUAACAGAUAGAAAUCUUCUUAAAUACAUCCACAUGUAUACAUUCAGCCGUGUGUAUAUGUUCAGCAUCCAAAUGAAGACUCUGCAUUGGGAAAACGUCACUUUUUGUGUAAUUUAAAGCAUCUGUUCUCCAGUAGGCGAGUGAAGUUGGACUUUUUAUUUUUCACUCUGAAUCCUUCUUAGCAUGAAAACACCGCUGGGUGCUGCUUGCAUUGCCUGUUACUGGUUUAUACGUUGAUAGCUGUACACUUAACACUGGCUCAAAGAGUCUCUCAUCCCACCUUAACGCUGACGUGCGCAUUAUUGUAUGUACCUAUGUUAAAAGACAAAGGCGAGUAGUGUAUUCCAGCGAAAGAUUUCUUAAAGAUUGUAUUGUUUCCAGCAUUACUGAGGUACACAAAGUGGUUCAAGCUGUUUUUAGCAUUUAUGGUUUUUAGUGGAAAAAAAAAACAAAAAAAGGAGCCGUAAUAUACACACAUGUAUGUAUAUUGGUAUGUAUCUAAGUUUUGUCUACCCCAACUUACAUUCCCACAAACAAAUGUUGCAAUUUUUAGUUAAAGGGAGCAAUGUACAAGCAGAGAAGUGUCUUAUAAUAAAGUUAUACAGAGAAGGCAAAAGUUAAAUAAACUACUUUUGAUUUAAUGGAAAA
Girardinichthys multiradiatus is the source of this 8617-nucleotide messenger RNA. It is a transcript of the gene prrc2a, whose product is annotated as proline-rich coiled-coil 2A. NCBI's taxonomy places the organism in Eukaryota, Metazoa, Chordata, Actinopteri, Cyprinodontiformes, Goodeidae. Gene Ontology annotation, biological process: cell differentiation. The coding region runs from base 350 to 6139 and encodes 1929 amino acids. The transcript is spliced from 18 exons. The record is from RefSeq and is a predicted model, not a curated record.